UGUGUCCUGUGUUUGGAUGAGUUUUAAGCAGUUGCGCAUGGUUUGUGUUGCCAUCGACUGCAGCUGGUCUAAAGAGGCGUCUUUAGAAGACAAUGUCGAGUCCCUCCUUCACAAGGCUACUGUGAGCAUUCAGGGAAAAUUGGGGUUGUGUUCGGAGCUGGACCUCAUGUGGAGGGCCGUCGGUUGGAACCGUUUCGUCGACCACCCCAAGAUGGAAGUUGGUGUCCCUAGAGGGGGAAUGAGGAGGUCUACCAAAAACCUCAACUUGAAACUUGUGUGUAACUUUCCGAAGAGUGUGGAUGUCCAGCACCUCAUCGUGGAAUACAACUCUCAUGAAGUUCUGCGUGGAUGCAUUCCUGGCAGUAACCUCGUUCAGUGCAUGGCUUCCUCUGGUGCAUGCAACUCUACUGUCCUGCCAACUAGAUGUUACCGACCCAAAAGCUGCCCUUCUUCUCACAUUCUGUGCUACAGGUGUGUGUUUGGACUCCUCAAAUCCUUGGGUGAAGAGGUCAAGAAGAUUCCGUUGUGCAUAGUACCUGGUUGUCUUACAAAGUACUUCUACAAUGACUUGCUUUGGAUCGUCAAGGAGAGGCCAGAGCUUACAGACAAAAUUGAGCGCCUCGAGCACAGUGAGAGUUUCGCCAUCUACAAUUCUUUCUACAGGAGGUUUGAAUGUCCAUGGUGCCAUGAGACGCCCUUCCCACAAGUUUAUGUCGAAAAGUACAAUAUCACAGUCUGCAGAUCCUGCGAUAAGUGCAGUUGUGAUUCUUGCUUGUCACCAGUUGAUUUGCCAGAGAACCAGUGGUGCAAUUUCAAGAAGGGGCAACAGUUGCUCAAAGCCCAGGAAAGGAAGGAGGAGGACCCUGAGCAAUAUCAGCAGAUGAUGGAGAAGUACAGUUUUGAGGGGCUUCAAGAAAUUAAAGAAGCUUACGAGUACCAGGAUAGGGCUGUAUAUCAGAAUCAAUGUUGUCCUGCUUGCUUCACCCGUGUCUUUAAAACUCAUGGCUGCGACCAUAUGAUUUGCUGGUGUGGGCAAGACUUCUGUUGGCGCUGUGGUGCCCCUAUGGAUCCGAAAGUACCAUUCCUUCAUUUUGAAGACAAUGGGGAUUGCAAGCCCUUCGAUUUAUCUUUGUUUUAACUUGUAAGAUCUUCACUGCUUUGAAGGGUCUUGUUAGUAAAUUAACCUUUAUGUUCAAUUUUCUGCUGGUUUGGAUCACAUUGUAGUUAUUGUAGUUCCUUCUAAGUCCCUCUUUCGGAGGUCCUUAUUAGAAGCUUAAAAUCCAAGUUGGGUGUGGUUCGUUCAUCUGCUCAAGGUUCAUGAAGGGAUGUAUACUGUUGAACUAGCCAGGCAUCGCUUUGUGCACCUUUAGUAUGAAACGUUCCUUCACCUAACUUGGGAAAGGGCCCCGUAUUUCAGCUAACUAUUUGAAACUAGAGCACAUCAUUUGUGCCUUUCUUUCCAUUUUUAAUAGUUGGGGUUGUCAGUCAAAGGGGAAAUUAGUCAGAUCUCUCUUGUAUUCAGAUCAGUGGCAACCUGUAUUUACUGUCUGCUCAAUUCAACUAAGCACUUGUUUGUAAUUUCUAUCUCUAAGGUGUUUUAUCUUCGUAUUAUUUGUAUUGUGACAUCCAUGUCCCUGGGUGUUUUGUUUGCAUUCCCACUUGUUCAGUUGUUGUACAUUAACAUCGUAAGUUAAGUUGCUUGUCUAUUAAGAGCUGAAUCAUCUCAAGUGUUUGUUUUUUAACAACUAUUUUUUUAUCAGUGUUGAAUUCUUUCACAUCUUAAGUUGAUGUUUAAAUGCUAUUCUUGAUGGCUCUUUGUCUUUUUGUGUGUAUUGAGAUGUUGGCUUGGAGCGUGUUGGUCUGCUCUCAGUUGGCAUCUGACCUCCAUCCUUGGUUCGAUUUUGUCUUGGGUUGCA
This is a messenger RNA of Frankliniella occidentalis (western flower thrips), 1916 nucleotides long. RefSeq lists its product as uncharacterized. Gene Ontology annotation, cellular component: ubiquitin ligase complex; cytoplasm. Lineage: Eukaryota; Metazoa; Arthropoda; Insecta; Thysanoptera; Thripidae. The coding region runs from base 17 to 1138 and encodes 373 amino acids. Gene Ontology annotation, biological process: ubiquitin-dependent protein catabolic process; positive regulation of proteasomal ubiquitin-dependent protein catabolic process; protein polyubiquitination. Gene Ontology annotation, molecular function: ubiquitin conjugating enzyme binding; ubiquitin protein ligase activity. The record is from RefSeq and is a predicted model, not a curated record. The transcript is spliced from 5 exons.